This is a messenger RNA of Gaeumannomyces tritici R3-111a-1, 1774 nucleotides long. Its product is annotated as FAD-linked sulfhydryl oxidase ALR. The transcript has 3 exons. The record is from RefSeq and is a predicted model, not a curated record. NCBI's taxonomy places the organism in Eukaryota, Fungi, Ascomycota, Sordariomycetes, Magnaporthales, Magnaporthaceae. Gene Ontology annotation, cellular component: mitochondrion. Gene Ontology annotation, molecular function: flavin adenine dinucleotide binding; flavin-dependent sulfhydryl oxidase activity. Bases 263 to 901 code for a protein of 212 amino acids.
UGGCCAGACCUCUGGGCCCCUCCAAGACGGACGACAUGAGCUGAUUCUGGCCGUCUUGCCAUCAGCAACCACCGAGAUCAAUCGUCUUGCACCCUCUUUUCCCACCUAUAUAUCCGCCGACGCUAGCUGGUGCCUCUCCUGCUCGUCCGCCAAGCCCAGUCCGUCGCACAACGCGCAGCUGUCCGACCUCGCCGACCCUGUCACAGGCUAAACACCACCGUCAGCCUCGUGAAGAUAGCGACCCCCUAGACAUACACGCGCCAUGGCACGACGUCAACACCUGACCUUGGUGGUCGCCUUCUCCAUCGUCGCAUUCCUUACGUUUACGUACAUGCUGUCGUCAUCCGGCAGCCGCCUGCCCAACACACCAGCGGUCUCUCUGGGGCAGCCGCCGUCCGGGAAGCAGUCCGUCCCCGACCAAGAUGCGAGCAAACCGAACCUGGCAAUAUCCCCCGACAUCCUCACCGGAGGCUCCAUUGCGCCCAAGCUGGAGAACGCAACACUAAAAGCCGAGCUCGGGCGCGCGUCCUGGAAGCUCUUCCACACAAUGAUGGCGCGGUUCCCCGAGAAGCCGAGCGAGGACGACAGCCUGGCGCUCAAGACGUACAUCCAGCUGUUCGCGCGCCUGUACCCCUGCGGCGACUGCGCCUCGCACUUCCAGAAGAUGCUCAAGCAGUACCCGCCCCAGACCUCGUCGCGCAACGCCGCCGCCGGCUGGGCCUGCUUCGUCCACAACCAGGUCAACCAGAGGCUGAAGAAGAAGGAGUUUGACUGCGCAAAGAUUGGCGACUUUUACGACUGUGGCUGCGGCGACGACAAGGGCAAGAAGAAGGACGCGAGGUCCGCAGGGGACGGGACGGGCCUGACACUGGAGAAGGAAGGGCUUACCCGCGGAGGUUGAUACGCUUUCCUGGUGCACCCCGCCACGUUACUGGAAUCUCAUCGUAUAUAUUUGCAUAGGUGUUGGAGCUUGGCGCAUACGCUGUGUUUUUCUGGUUCGCUUUCAUUAUCUUACUGAUUCUCUCUAGACUCUGUGGGUUGCGAGCGGUUUGCCAAAGUAUAAGCAGCAAUAUAUCUUGUAUGGAAAGGACAUGUCCCAUCAGGGAGUGCACAGGUACCGGCGCGCCUCAACCCCCCUCGCAACACAAGCCCGCCCACCUUACCUCUGAUCCCCUUCGUGUCCUUGCUAUCAAGUCAGUGUUACUUGAGUCAGCACGCCAUGCUCAAUAUGAGAGUCCUCGACAGCCACCCGCGAUGUCAUUGGGCUCAUCCGUCCCACCAUACAGCAGCCGAUCCCCGCCACCAUUGAUACUUUGCUACAUCUUUAUACUGCUACCUAGGAUUUGCUAUACCCAAGAGCGCGCAGGCGUAGCAAUAAGGUACCCAUCUAGGCUGUUUACUUGCUCCCAGUUCCCCAGUCUCCUGCUCUUUCACACAUUAUCCCCCGUGCGCCAGGGCAGCAGACCCGACAGCAACAAACAAUUCGAAUAGGGCCGGCAACGAACGCAACGACUCCAGAACUCUAUGGCUGAACAAGGCACCUCGGGGUUCCGUUUACACUUCGAGCGGGUGUAAAGCGCGGUUGCGUGUGUCCAAGGCAAUGCUCGAGUUUCAAUUGUGUCUGCAGUGCUGCAAUCCCGCGGUUGCGAGAUCUUAUUCUUGGAAUCACUGCCUGAUCUCCUCCAUAUAGGUAGCAAACUUUGGAGCGAAGAUUCUGCCUUGAACGAGCUGGCUGGCAGAUUCUACUACCCAGGCCUGGCAGUCUCUCUGAGCG